ACAAGUUCAUUUCUGAGAAACCAUUCAAAGCGAAUGUGUUAAAUUAAAUUCAAGUGGCUAACUACAUUUUUUGAAUAACAAUGAGGUUAUUUUUGAUCGUUUUUAUAGCAUUUUUAGUGCAAGUGAAUUGUGAAGCGACACAGAAAAAUAGCACAGUGAACAUUAAUAAAGAUGUCGUUUCCACAACUACCGAAACCAUUGCAACUGGAAACAAAAAUACCAAAGACAAAGACGACAAAAUACUUGGCGCCGUAAAUGAAAGUUUGGAUAGUGAAAGUACAGCGUUAUCCGAAGAAAGUGAGAGUGAUGUUGAUGAGAAGAAUAUGCGUUCAGCACCAACCACGGGCACAUAUGCAAGCGCACCUCAAUCAUACGGAAAACAAGUUCAAGUACAGACAACAACCACAGGCGGCAAUGGUAAUUGUUCGUGUGUUUGUGUACCACCACCUCCGCCGCCUUGCAAUCCAGAUUCCGGUUAUGGGCCAACUAAUCCAAUAGCCGCACCUUAUGCACCAGUACCUUAUUCGCAACAACAUUCAUCAUAUGGUGGUGAACCAAAAGCUCCAAAUUACGCUUCAGCUCCAAAACCAUAUUCCCCAGCAUCAGUCUAUCCACCUGCUUAUUCGCCUCCGAAGGGAUAUGGCCCAACGCCUGCACCUGUUUACGCACCAGCUUCCAAAGAUUCUUAUUCGCCUACGCCGAGCUACGCGAAACCGUCAAGCUACGGUAAAGCACCUGCAAGUUAUCAACCAUACACCGGACCUUAUUCGCCAUCGCCGAGCUACUCGAAACCAUCCAGCUAUCCAAAACCACAUGAAAGUUAUCAAUCACCUGCCGGACCUUAUUCGCCGCCACCGAGCUACGCAAAACCAUCAAGCUAUGCUAAAACACCUGAAAGUUAUCAGCCGUCCGCCGGGCCUUAUUCGCCGCCACUGAGCUACGCGAAACCGUCAAGCUAUGCUAAAGCACCUGAAAGUUAUCAAGCGCCAACUGGGCCUUAUCAAAAACCGUCAAGCUAUUCGUCAUAUCCACCACCAUCUUCAGAAUCUCACACAGCACCAACGGCCUACAAUACACAACCCGCACAUUACAAGCCAUCAGCAGCCCAGAAAUCACAUGCAGCGUCUCAUGGAGGUGCUCCUAAAGUCUAUGAUUUCAACGGGAUACCAGGUGACGCUUAUAUGUACAGAUCGGCCAAUGGAGAAGAUAGUGAUUUAGAGGGCGAUUCGCAGAUUGGAGAGUCAAAUGCUCGGUCUGCAGGAUAUGGUACCACCUCUCCAGCCUAUUCUGAUUCUAAACCGGAUGCAGCCUCAAGUCCGGCCUACAACGCAGAACCAAAAGAACAAUACGAUCCAUCAAAGUUAUCCACCGAUGCAUCGAAACCAUCGUAUGAGGCACCAAAACCAUCUUCAUCAUAUGGUGGCUAUCCUGCACCCAAACCAUAUGCGCCAUCUGAAUAUGGAGCGCCAAGUUCAGCCUAUCCUGCACCUAAAAACUCGUACGGACCAAAAUCGUACGGAAACCCAAAGCCAUACGAUCACAAAUAUGAUGCAGAUCCAUCGUACGGAUCCCAAAAUUCAGUAUACGGAGACCAUAAACCAACAUACGCCUCGAAACCAACUUACCAACCAGCAAAACCUGGAUAUACACCUCAAUCACAGACACCCCAGAACUGUGGCGAAGAUUUGUUCGUUCAAUGUGCACCGACUGUUAACAUCGCGCCUUGCUCAUAACCAUAUCAAUACGUUCACUUAGUCGUGUAAAAAAACUGCUUUUAUAAUGGAAACUCUUGCUGACGCCUGCCCGAAUUAUUUAGAAAAAUGUACAUUUUGUAAAACAAAGUAACAAUAAUAAUAUACGAAAUGUUAAAAAAAUUAACUAACAUG
Molecule: messenger RNA, 1886 nt
Organism: Contarinia nasturtii (swede midge)
Lineage: Eukaryota; Metazoa; Arthropoda; Insecta; Diptera; Cecidomyiidae
Product: DNA-directed RNA polymerase II subunit RPB1-like
Exons: 16
Coding region: 81-1733 (550 amino acids)
Source: RefSeq, a predicted model, not a curated record